This is a messenger RNA of Funneliformis geosporum, 237 nucleotides long. Lineage: Eukaryota; Fungi; Glomeromycota; Glomeromycetes; Glomerales; Glomeraceae. The record is from the annotation of a GenBank genome assembly.
AUGAUAUGGCUCAACGUUAUGCAAAGAUCUGACUUUGAUCAACAAAAUGUGACCAAUGAUUCAGCUCCAACUUCAAGUUCUUCUUUUCGAUCUUCUUCCGGAUCCUCUUUUGGUUCUAUUAGGAUAGGAGCAAUUGGAAAAGAUACAAUAAAGGGUUUUUACCAAGUUGAUAAUAUAAAAAGCAAAAACUUAGAAAAGAUAGGUGCUUGGAUGGAUAUCAUAUAUACCACUGAGUGA